AACCGUCUGCGGCGCGCCGAUCAUCGCCAGCUGCAGCAGCAGUUACAGUAGUAGUAGUAGUAGUGACAAAGGCUACAGCGGCUGCGACGACGUGCUCGGUAGCACGCGUAGCCCCUAGUACGGCGUCGACCACCAUAUUGCAUAAGACAGGUUACCACUUACCAGCCAGAUAAAUCACGACGUCUGCAACGAGACAACAUCAUGCUCAACUGCAGCCGCAUAGUCGGCCAACUGACCAGGAUCACCAGGCAUGGCCUUCACGACAGAUUCGCAAAUUGUUUAGACACAACAACAAAUCAUCUGAGGUAUAGCACAAAAAAUAAAAAACCUAGAGCAGCUGGUACAACAGCUAAAGUUGAAGAAUGCCUACCACCAAAAACAAAAUCAAACAAAAGAGUUCCACCGUUGCCUCAACCUCCACCACCACCUCCCAUUCACUCUACUGCUCCUGCAGGACAGGAACUAAAGCCACCAGAAUCUCGUUUUAGACCUUCUUGCGAAGAACCAACUUAUUCUUGUCCUCCAAAUUGUCCACCAGAUAUUCGUGAACAGUGUCAUAAAAGUAGUUCAGGUGGAGAUGGCUCGAGUGGUGAAUCAGUAUUCAAUUACUGGAAGCAAAUAGUUGCAGCUCUUGUUGUAGCUGGUGUGUCUACAGUUGCUUACAUCGAAUUAUUUGAAAAAGAUGAAAAAAGUAAAAAAGUUGUUAAAGAUCUUGGAAGACAACCAAUUGUCCCCAGACCUGAGGAAUCAGAUGCUUUUCCAAAAGAAGUACCUUACUUGUUGAUAGGAGGAGGAACAGCUGCAUUUUCUGCUUUUCGAGCAAUUAAAGCUGGUGAUCCUACUGCUAAGGUUCUUGUUAUUACUAAUGAAGGAGACUUACCAUACAUGAGGCCACCUUUAUCAAAAGAACUUUGGUAUAAUAGAGACGAAGAACUAGCAUCUAAAUUAAUUUUUAAGCAAUGGAAUGGAACCAAACGGAGUUUAUUUUAUGAACCUCCAGAAUUUUAUCUACCUAUUGGAGAAUUGGAAAAUUCUGAAAAAGGAGGAGUUUCUGUUGCUACUGGGUGGACAGUUAAAAAAAUUGAUGUCCCGAACAAAACUGUCUACUUACAAGAUAAUCAUCCUAUAAAAUUCGAUAAAUGCCUCAUUGCAACUGGUGCAUCUCCCAAAAAUAUUAUUCCUUUUGAAAAAGCUGAAGAAAAAGCAAAAGAAAAAAUUAUUGUUUUUAGAACAAAAGAAGACUACCUUGAACUGGUGCGUAAUAUCAAAAAGCCCAGUUGCAAGAAUAUAGUUAUUGUUGGUGGGGGUUUCUUAGGCUCAGAACUAUCGACAUCACUAGCAAGAAAUCGUAUGUUUGAGGGUCAACAAGUAUACCAGCUUUAUAAAGAAAAAAAUAUACUGGCACAAGUUUUACCUGAAUAUUUGAGUGAAUGGACGACUAAACAUUCGCAAAAGGAAGGCGUUAAUUGCGUGCCUAAUGUAGAAGUGCACGAUUGCAGGUUGAAAAACGACAGAUUAGAGCUUACACUUAACAAUGGCAAAACUAUAUUAGCUGAUCAAGUCGUAGUCGCGGUGGGGGUAAAAGCAAAUACGGAAUUAGCAAAAUCAUCAAAUUUAGAGACAGAUCCAGUACAAGAUGGCUUUUUGGUGAAUGCAGAACUGGAAGCGCGAAGUAAUGUAUGGGUUGCAGGCGAUGUUGCAUGCUUUUACGAUGUACAACUGGGAAGAAGAAGAAUCGAGCAUCACGAUCACGCCGUGAUCUCUGGAAGAUUAGCAGGAGAAAAUAUGACAGGAUCGCACAAACCCUACACACAUCAAUCUAUGUUCUGGUCGGAUUUGGGCCCGGAGGUUGGAUUCGAAGCAAUUGGAAUAAUAAAUUCUUCGCUAGAAACUGUUGGUGUCUUUGCAAAAUCUUCUGAAAACGAAUCGGACAAAAAAGCGGUUGAAGAUGGUCAAGCCAGUAGUGGAAAGAAACUAGAAGGGGAAGAUGUAUCGGACCCUAAACUUGAACCAGAAGAAAAAAAAUCGACUUCAGAUAAUCCAGAAGCUAAUUUGAUCAGUAAUAAAUCAAGUGAAAAUUCUGAAAAGAAAGUAGUACCUGAUGAAGCAGUGGACGACUACGCUAAAGGUGUUAUUUUUUAUGUGCGCGAUAAAAUUGUCGUUGGUAUCGUCCUAUGGAAUAUUUUCAAUCGUAUGUCAGUUGCUAGACAGAUUCUCGCCCGGGGAACUACUUACGACGAAAUAAACGAAGUAGCCAAGCUGUUUGAAAUUCACGAAGAUUAAAACUUUAAAGUUUGUACGAGUGUAGAUCAUUGUAUAUACGCGACUUGUGUAGAUGUUUUUUAAGCACUUUUGAUCAAGCUGAAUGAGGUAAUUGCUAAAUGUGUAGCGCCGUUUUGAUUUCUUGAUUUUCAUUCCGACAAACAUUGAACUCUUGUGUGAAAAUUCAAGACGCUUCAAUAUUUCGAAAGUACCAAGUAUGUAGGCAUUUAUUAUAUCUACUAAAUUCGGUGCUUACGAAUCUUAGUAAGUUAUGAAUAAAAAGAUAAUAGUUGAAUAGUGAAACGAAAGAAAAAGGAAAUGAAAUUGUUUUUUUACGACUGAUAUGAUUAUUGUUUUUAAUAUUAGCUAGAGUUUAUGAAAUUAUGUAUGAGUAUAGCAAUUAACUUAAUCUCGAUAUUUUGUAUAUUAAUCGAUAUCGAUGUGCGCGAGUUUCUUUUGCAAAUACGUUGAACAUAAUUACAUAAUUGUUUGCAUCAAGAAUCAAUUUUUACACGUUGUUGGAUGGGAAAUUGUUUGUUUUUUAAUUAAUUCGUAAAUCUGUACAAAAAAUAGGUUGAGCCAGAGCUCAGUUUACAUAAAAAGAUUAACAAAUUGU
Molecule: messenger RNA, 2878 nt
Organism: Trichogramma pretiosum
Lineage: Eukaryota; Metazoa; Arthropoda; Insecta; Hymenoptera; Trichogrammatidae
Gene: AIF
Product: apoptosis-inducing factor 1, mitochondrial
Exons: 10
Coding region: 202-2283 (693 amino acids)
Biological process (GO): mitochondrial respiratory chain complex assembly; apoptotic process
Cellular component (GO): cytoplasm; mitochondrion
Molecular function (GO): NAD(P)H oxidase H2O2-forming activity; protein dimerization activity; FAD binding
Source: RefSeq, a predicted model, not a curated record